UCCCAAUCCCUCAGACCGUACCUCCAGGCGGUGCGGAGCAGCCUUACGGCGGCGCUCUGCCUGUCCAACUUUGCGUCGCAGGCAUCGGAGAGGCACAACGUGCCCGAGAUCGAGGCGCAAACGUCGCCCGAGGUGCUGCUGACACCCCUGACGAUUGCACGCAACGAAAACGAGCGCGUCCUCAUCGAGCCCAGUAUCAACAGCGUCCGCAUCAGCAUCAAGAUCAAGCAGGCCGACGAGAUCGAGCACAUCCUGGUCCACAAGUUUACGCGUUUCUUGACACAGCGCGCGGAAUCGUUCUUUAUCCUGAGGAGGAAGCCCAUCAAGGGAUAUGACAUUUCCUUCUUGAUCACCAACUUCCACACGGAAGAGAUGCUUAAGCACAAGCUGGUUGAUUUCAUCAUACAGUUCAUGGAGGAGGUUGACAAAGAGAUUUCGGAGAUGAAGCUCUUCCUGAACGCAAGGGCAAGAUUUGUGGCCGAAUCUUUCUUAACACCGUUCGACUGA
Pyricularia pennisetigena is the source of this 507-nucleotide messenger RNA. RefSeq lists its product as uncharacterized. Gene Ontology annotation, molecular function: actin filament binding. The transcript is spliced from 4 exons. The annotation marks the transcript as partial. Gene Ontology annotation, biological process: Arp2/3 complex-mediated actin nucleation; actin filament polymerization. The record is from RefSeq and is a predicted model, not a curated record. Gene Ontology annotation, cellular component: actin cytoskeleton; Arp2/3 protein complex. NCBI's taxonomy places the organism in Eukaryota, Fungi, Ascomycota, Sordariomycetes, Magnaporthales, Pyriculariaceae.